Pelecanus crispus (Dalmatian pelican) is the source of this 4411-nucleotide messenger RNA. The record is from RefSeq and is a predicted model, not a curated record. Lineage: Eukaryota; Metazoa; Chordata; Aves; Pelecaniformes; Pelecanidae.
AUGCAGCAGCUCGAGAAACAAGUUAUAGACGCUGAUCGUCAAGCAGAGAGAGCUUUUCAGCAGGUGCAGGUCAUGGAAGAAAAAUUAAAAGCAGCUAAUGUUCAAACGAGCGAAUCAGAGACCAGGCUGUAUAAGAGAUGUCAAGAUCUGGAGAUCGUGAUUCAAGAUAAAAAUGACAUAAUACAAAAAUUGGAGCAACAACUUGAAGAACAGAAGCAAAUAAGACUGCAAGAAGCAAAAAUCAUAGAAGAAAAAGCAGCUAAAAUAAAAGAAUGGGUGACAGUCAAGCUCCAUGAGUUAGAGGUGGAAAAUCAGAACCUUCGCUUGAUCAACCAAAAGCAAACCAAAGAGAUGAAAACAGUACAAUCUAAACUGCAAGAAGCUACGGGAAAGAAAUCUGUUACUUCAACACAAAAACCUGGAGAGUGUCAGCGACUAAGCAGUUUGACUUUUGGAUGCUUUUCAAACAGAGCAAGAAGUCCUCAACCAUCUCCUAAGUAUGAAGAAAUAAGCAAGUCUUCAUCUAAAGAGUCAGACUAUACUGAAGGCGAAAACAUGCUAGAGCAGAACAAAAAUGUGAGAACAAGCUGUUCAUCCAAAGACAUAGACAGUGACAUGUCAAAGAACUCCUGCACUACUGGGAGUGACUGGAGCUCAGACGAGGAUGGAGGAGAGAAUAAAGGACUGAAAUCCAGGUGUGCAUCGACUCUCUCAAGCCACACAUCUGAAGAGAAUGCAAGGUACAGUAGAAUGGGGAGUGAAAUGUAUUUGACAGCAUCUGAUGACAGUAGUUCUGUAUUUGAAGAAGAGAGUUUCGGUGUUCAGAGGACUCAGCACAAGAAGUUAUACUCCUGGCAGCAAGGGUCCCAAAGAAAAGGCCAGAACAAUCCAGGUGGAAAGUGCAACUCUGAUUUCACAGGUAAAAAGAAAGACCAAGAUAGUUCUUCAGAUGAACUGAAUAAGAAAUUUCAAUCUCAGAGGCUGGAUUACUCAUCCUCAUCCAGUGAGGCAAAUACCCCAAGUCCAAUUUUAACCCCUGCUCUGACACCCAAACACCCAAUUCUAGCAACUUCUGCAGGUUCUCAAUGCACAACGCCGUCAGAUUCUCCCUCAAAUUUGCCACCUCCAAAGUUACGGACUCCUAAUGUGUUUAGUAUAAAUUCAGCAUUAGCAAAGAAACAUCUAAGCCAGCCCCAGCUGAGUUCUGACAGAAUGUUCGGUAGAAAUAGAAAUGCCAUAAGCAUGAUACGCCCAUGGAGACCUCAGGAAACAGACAUUGAUCUCGUGGAUGGAGAAGAUACUGAUAUUUUAGAGAAAAUGGAGAUUGGCUCUGAUGAAGGAGUGUUUACCUAUGACUGCACUGAAGCACAAAACGCUGAAGCCCAGGAACCUUGUGAUAUGGCAAAAAAGGGUGCUAGCAACAAACCUCCAACCCCUCCAUUACAUCGAUUUCCUUCCUGGGAAAGCAGAAUUUAUGCUGUAGCCAAAUCUGGUUUAAGGAUGUCUGAAGCUUUCACCAUGGAAUCUCUUAACAAAAGUAAUUCAUACUCCAUAUCCGGAUUAUAUACAUCUCUGAUAUAUAAGAACAUGACCACUCCUGUCUACACCACUUUGAAAGGGAAAGCAACUCAAAUAAGCAACAGCCCAUUUAUAGAUGAGUCAUCAGGAUCUGAGGAAGAAGACAGCUCUCGGUCCAGCUCAAGGACUUCCGAGUCUGAUUGUCGAAGCAGAAGUGGUCCGGGUAGUCCUCGGGCUAUGAAACGAGGUGUGUCCCUGUCCUCUGUGACCUCAGAAAGUGACUAUGCUAUUCCUCCAGAUGCAUAUUCAGUAGAUACAGACUAUUCAGAGCCAGAGCAGAAACUUCCUAAGACCUCUUCUUCAUCUAGUGAUAAUGGAAAAAAUGAACCCUUGGAAAAAUCUGGCUAUCUGUUAAAAAUGGGUGGUAAAGUAAAGACCUGGAAACGACGGUGGUUUGUGCUUAAAGGAGGUGAAUUACUAUACUACAAAUCUCCAAGUGAUGUCAUUCGAAAACCUCAAGGUCAAAUUGAGCUAAAUGCAUCUAGUCACAUUGAAAGGGGUGAUGGAAAGCAAACAAUUCAGCUAACCACAGAAAAACGAACAUACUACUUGACUGCAGAUUCUCCCAACAUCUUAGAAGAAUGGAUCAAAGUACUACAGAAUGUUCUUAAAAUACAGGCUGCCAGUCCACUUUUCAUACAGCCUGAAAUCAAGCCAACCAUGAAAGGAUUACUUACAAAAGUGAAACAUGGAUAUUCCAAAAGAGUUUGGUGUACCCUAGUUGGAAAAAUUCUGUAUUAUUUCCGUAAUCAAGAAGACAAGUUUCCUCUUGGGCAAAUCAAACUUUCUGAGGCGAAGGUUGAAGAAGUUGAUAGAUCAUGCGAUUCUGAUGAAGAUUAUGAGGCUAGUGGUCGCAGUUUAUUAUCAACACAUUACACGGUUGUUAUCCACCCCAAAGAUCAAGGACCCACCUAUCUUCUUAUAGGAUCCAAACAUGAGAAGGACAUGUGGUGUUACCAUCUCACAGUUGCAGCUGGAAGUACCAGUGUAAAUGUUGGAUCUGAGUUUGAACAACUUAUUUGCAAAUUAUUAAAUAUGGAAGGUGAUACCACUUCUCAGAUUUGGAGACAUCCUACCCUUUGCCACAGCAAAGAAGGAAUUGCUUCCCCUCUUACAACAUUGCCAUCAGAAGCCUUGCAAACUGAAGCAAUUAAAUUAUUUAAGACCUGCCAGUUGUUUAUAAAUGCUGCAGUUGACUCUCCUGCCAUUGAUUACCACGUAUCUUUGGCCCAAAGCGCUUUGCAGAUCUGCCUCACACAUCCUGAACUUCAAAAUGAGAUCUGUUGUCAGCUUAUUAAACAGACUAGACGUCGACAUCCACAAAACCAGGCAGGACCAGUACAGGGCUUGCAGCUCUUGGCUCUCUGCGUUGGACUCUUUCUGCCCCAGCACCCAUUCCUUUGGCUUCUUAAACUUCAUUUAAAGAAGAACGCAGACUCCAGGACUGAAUUUGGGAAAUAUGCAAUAUAUUGUCAGCGAUGUGUAGAGCGUACCCAGCAGAACGGAGACCGAGAAGCCAGACCUUCCAGAAUGGAAAUCCUUUCCACUCUUCUGAGAAACCCCUACCACCAUUCGCUGCCCUUCAGUAUUCCAGUUCAUUUCAUGAACGGCAUAUAUCAGGUUGUUGGGUUUGAUGCCUCUACCACAGUGGAGGAAUUUCUGAACACCCUGAACCAGGAUACAGGAAUGAGAAAACCAGCUCAGUCAGGAUUUGCACUGUUUUCUGAUGAUCCCUCUGGCAAGGAUAUAGAGCACUGUCUUCAAGGAAACAUCAAGAUCUGUGACAUUAUUUCAAAAUGGGAGCAAGCCUCCAAAGAACAACACCCUGGGAAAUGUGAAGGCACAAGGACUGUCCGCCUUACUUACAAAAAUAGGCUUUAUUUUUCGGUUCAAGUGCAUGGGGAGACAGACAGAGAGAAGCUGCUGCUAGUAUAUCAGACAAAUGAUCAAAUAGUCAACGGACUCUUCCCCGUAAACAAAGAACUAGCGAUGGAAUUGACAGCGCUUUUAGCUCAGGUAGAGAUUGGAGAUUUUGAACGGCCUUUUUCAACGCCAGCGGGGCAAGUCACUUCCCAGUCCAAGUCCAAUCAAACCUUAAAACAAGUUUUGGAGAGAUUCUACCCUAAGAGAUACAGGCAUGGCUGUUCAGAGGAACAAUUAAGACAGCUUUGUCAGCGAUUGUCUACAAGAUGGAUGGCUCUCCGGGGGCACAGUGCUGCAGACUGUGUGCGCAUUUAUCUCACAGUAGCCAGAAAAUGGUCUUUCUUUGGUGCUAAAUUGUUUGCAGCAAAACCUCUAGCAACAUCCUCAGUUGAGAAGUCCUUCAUAUGGUUUGCUGUACAUGAAGACGGCAUAAGCAUCCUAGAUUACAGCUCUAUGCGAUUAACAGUUACAUAUACAUAUAAGAGUGUGAUGACUUUCGGAGGUUAUCAAGAUGAUUUUAUGUUGGUUGUUAACAAUGCUCAGACAAAGGACAAAUCAACUGAAAAACACCUUUUUGCCAUGACAAAACCAAAGAUUCUUGAGAUCACUCUACUGAUUGCCAGCUAUAUUAACAACUUUCAUCAGCUGAAAGGAGCUGCUCAUCACCUCUCUGCUCCAGCAUUACUGACACCUCAAAGUGGACAGAAACUCAAGGAAACGGGCAGUCAGCCACUUCUUGCAAACAACAGACCGACUAAAUGUCCCACUUUGUUAUGAAAGGAUUAUGUAUCAUGAUAAUCCAUCUUUGUUACAGGGUUUCUACACUGAUUGAAAGCUUUUUGAUGUACAAGACAUGGAGCAUAAGCAGGUCCAUAACCAAAAGAAAGGCAGACAGUUUUACAUUCAUUUC